AUGACAAAAAGUGGGAAAAGGGUUUGCGCUCAUUCGAGUAUCAUUGAUGGCAAAAGUGCUUCAACAGCACCAAAUGUAAUGAAAGCAAAAAGAAACAACUUUAAAGCGGGGCUUCGGUCCGUGUUCCGAGAUCCGUUUAAGGUCCGUUUCCUGUUCCGGAACAAGGUCCUUUUCCUGUUCCGGAACAGAUUUAUCGUUUGCGGAACGGUCCGUUUUUGUUCCGGAACAAGUUCAUGGUCCCCUUAA
Messenger RNA from Clunio marinus, 246 nucleotides. The record is from the annotation of a GenBank genome assembly. Lineage: Eukaryota; Metazoa; Arthropoda; Insecta; Diptera; Chironomidae.